Lachancea fermentati is the source of this 936-nucleotide messenger RNA. The record is from the annotation of a GenBank genome assembly. Lineage: Eukaryota; Fungi; Ascomycota; Saccharomycetes; Saccharomycetales; Saccharomycetaceae.
AUGCAUGUUCCUGUCAUGACAACGUGUGGGCACAAUUAUUGCUACAGCUGCAUCUCUCAUUGGCUUGUUAGCAACAAUGCCACCGAAUUAACAUGUCCCCAGUGUCGUGUUUCCAUAAAGGAGCCACCUGCACUUAACUCAGCCUUACAACAGCUUUGUGGAACGAUUGCAGAUGAAAUACAGGAUGAAAAUUCUACGAUUGUGACGACUAGAAUUGAGUGUAUUGCACAAUACAAGAAGGAUGUCAGCACUGGCAACAUGUUUCACAAUGUCUUCGGUAACACUGCAAUUGCAGUUGUGGACGAUGACGACGGUGUUGCGAGGUGUAGUAAUUGUCAUUGGGAAGUCGAAGGAGACGUGUGCCCUCAUUGCAACUCAAGGAUGAGAAACAGAAUGGCUAUAGGCGACGAUCAGGGCAUCGAUAGCGAUGAGUACUCGGAGGACGAACUAGCAGAGCUGCGAAAUGGGACUGCCGGCGAAGGGACGGAUCUGGCCAGAAUCUAUGAUUUGGAGGCAUCAAGCGAGGAUGGCUCAGAAGGCUCAGAAAGCUCAGAAGAAGCAAUUUCAGCAAGACGACCAAGGGCCGGCUCCGACGAUCGAGACCGCUCCGAUGUCUCAGAGCGGGAAUCAGUGGACUCAGAUUUGAACUCAUUUAUAGUUGAUGAAGAUGAUGCUGAAGUUGGUGAUCUCUCUGAUGCGGUGAGUUUACCGGAAAAUGAUGGCCAUAAGCUGCACGGCGCUAGUUCCGAUGAUCGCGAGAGUUACGAUAGUGACUUUUACGAGCACAACGACGAAGGUGGUUUUGUCAGCGGUGAUAGCCUUGACGAUGGGACUGCAAGUGAGUCUGAAAUACCUCAGGAAGACGACGCCAACGCAGCCCCACUGGCACGCAAAAGACGAUUUCAUGUCGUCAUUGACAGCGACGAGGACGACUAA